Messenger RNA from Panicum virgatum (switchgrass), 2562 nucleotides. Its product is annotated as protein FAR1-RELATED SEQUENCE 7-like. Bases 566 to 2197 code for a protein of 543 amino acids. Gene Ontology annotation, biological process: regulation of DNA-templated transcription. The transcript is spliced from 3 exons. The record is from RefSeq and is a predicted model, not a curated record. Gene Ontology annotation, molecular function: zinc ion binding. Lineage: Eukaryota; Viridiplantae; Streptophyta; Magnoliopsida; Poales; Poaceae.
GUGCUGUGGCUGUGCUGCUGCUGUGUGCAUGCGUGGGGUCGAGCUAAUCGAGGGCAGCGGGGCCUGGCUCGGCGUGCUCGCACGCGGACUCAGCUUCAGUACCUUUGCUCUGUAAAGGCAUGCUGCGUCUUUCGCUCCAUCGCGUGCGUCCACCGGUCAUCCAAGGGCAAAGCCGAUUCAACAACAACAAAAAAACAAAAGAAAGGCACGGGGGCAGGGCCGAAGCGAGGGCCACGGCCAUUUGGGCGCGCGAGAGGUCUGGUGGGCGUGCGGAUUCGCGCCCUCCGCGCCCUCCGUGCCGGCCUGCGCCGCGCUGCACCGGAGGACGGAGGCGGCCUUGCCGCGCCGCGCGGGAGGAGGGAGGUGGCCUGCGCCGCACGGGAGGAAGGAGGGAUCUGCGCCGCGUCGCGCCAGAGGAGAGCAGCAGGCUGCGAGGCGUCGAUUCGGAGGUACUAGAGCUGAAGGAGAGGAGCCAUUACCACGCCGUGAAGGGGAGGGACGCUGCUUCCUCUAGGUUCGAUCUACAGCGAGGGGUUUCAGGGUUUCAGCAGCUUGUGGAAGGCAAAUGAUAGAAUCGGAGAAGGGGGCGCCUCAAGUUGGAUUGAGGUUCAAAAAUCUAGAUGAAGCUUGGCAGUUUUGGGUGGCAUAUGGAGGCCGUAUGGGCUUUGAUGUGAGGAAAAGAUACAAAAAUGUGAGCAGAUAUGAUGGUGAGGUGACUUCAUGCAGAUAUGUUUGUUCCAAUGAGGGUCAUCGAAGGAAAGGACAGUCAGAUAAUGCACCAAAGCUUUUUAGAGCUGAAACAAGAACUGAUUACAAAGCUCGGAUGAGUCUUAUAUUGGAUCGAGAAGCAAAAAAUUAUGAAGUCACUGAUGUUGUGCUCGAACACAAUCACCUCCUUCACUUGCCAGAAACUCGCCACUUGAUGGUAUCACAAAGAAAAAUUUCAGAACUUCAAGUCUUUGAAAUCGAGACAGCUGAUGAUUCUGGAAUUAGACCAAAAGCUGCACGUGAGUUGGCUAGUCGUCAAGUUGGUGGAUCACUUAACCUCAGCUACACAAUUAAGGUGAAGGAGAAAUGGGCUGAAUGUUAUAUGAGAAAUGUCUACACUUUGGGAGUGAGAAGCACACAAUUAAGUGAGAGCUUCAACAACGCGUUAAAGAACCAUCUGAAAUCAGAUUUUGAUAUUGUUCGAUUUUUAAAACAUUUUGAGAGGACAGUGCAAGAAAAAAGAGAUAAGGAGCUGGAGGCUGAAUUUGAGGCAAGGAAAAAAAUACCAAGAAGACUAAUGAGCACACCUAUGCUGAUGCAAGCAAGCAAAGUGUAUACUCCAGCUAUUUUUGAAGCUUUCCAAAGUGAAUAUGAAAGAUCCAUGGCUGCAUGCAGUAAGGUAUUGGAUGGAAAUACAUAUGGCAUUGCUAUUGGGAGUUUAAAUGGUGAUAUCUUUGAGGAGGAGCGCAUAGUUACAUGUGAUCCUUCAAAGCAAAUUGUGUCCUGUAGCUGUGGAAUGUUCAGUAGAACUGGAAUAUUAUGUGCACAUGGUUUGAAAGUUCUUGAUUUAAUUAACACAAAGACAUUGCCGGCACAUUAUAUAUUACCGAGAUGGACUAGAGAAGCAUGCAAAGGAAAUAUACAAGAUAGUCAAGGAAGGAACGUGGUAGCAAAUCCUAAGUUGGAAGCUCAUCUUCGGUACAGAUCUUUGUCUCAUAAGUUCCUCAAUUUGGCAUACAAAGCAGCGAAUUAUCCAGAGUGUUGUUUGAUGUUAGACAAUGGACUUGAUUGCCUUGAUGCACAGCUAGAGGAUAAACUCAUAGUCAUUGCAUUGAUUGCUCCCAUGAAAAAUUCAUGUAAUGACCAAGAAAAUGUUGAGCCCAAUGUGCAGCAGAGAAAUAACUUGGUCAGUGCAGCACAGCUAAAGAAAAAGGAGGUCCAGCCGAAAAGUUCAAAGAGGAAAAAAUCUUGGAUUGACAAGUUGCAAAAAAGGAAGCCUAAGCCAGCUAAAUCUACCAAACAAACAAAAAAAGCAGCAAAGGAGCAAAAGAAAGAUGAUGGUGUACAUCCCCAAGUAGAAGAGAAUGGUGACAGCAACAAAGGAGCACCUGUGGAGCUUCAAGAAUGCAGUAUCAUUCGCAGCUUAGGAAUUUUUACCGAACUCCUAACAUCUCCAAGUUGUGAUCUUGGUGAUGAAAAUCAGUUCUAGAAUGUGGAUUCCAACUUAGUGAUUUUGGACAUACCUAACCACAGUAUUUGGUUAGCUAACUAUAGCAUUUUGUGGCCUAAUUGUACAAGUGAAAUGGCCUUUACUUUGAAAGGUUCAGCUGCUGGUCUAUUGCACUAGAAUGAACAAUAUAUGUUGUAAUAAGCCCGCAGCUGCAAGACAGACAAUACCUUUCCUUUUGUAUCUAUUUCAGUUAGUGUCCUGAAGAUAUAAAGUAUGAACUUGUUAAUUGGGGCAAGUUCUUAAAGAGUUCAGGGGAUGAUAGAUGUGUCUAUUUUACUACUGAAUAUUUCCUAUUUGUUCCCUAAAAUUCUGUUUGAAUGAUUCAGAAUUCCAUGUGUUUGUGA